This is a messenger RNA of Equus quagga, 1587 nucleotides long. RefSeq names its product cystathionine gamma-lyase (gene CTH). NCBI's taxonomy places the organism in Eukaryota, Metazoa, Chordata, Mammalia, Perissodactyla, Equidae. Gene Ontology annotation, biological process: transsulfuration. Gene Ontology annotation, molecular function: pyridoxal phosphate binding; cystathionine gamma-lyase activity. The record is from RefSeq and is a predicted model, not a curated record. The transcript is spliced from 12 exons. Bases 150 to 1367 code for a protein of 405 amino acids. Gene Ontology annotation, cellular component: cytoplasm.
CUGGCUUUUGUGCGCUGGCCACCGGUCGUGCUCACUACCCUUAGCUCGCUUUCUCCUGAUUCUUCUGUGUGUCUUCCAAACCCUGACGCACCAGUUCCCUAGUCUUAUCUUACUCGCUCUUUUCCUCUCUCCGUUCUUCGCAGCUCAGCAUGCAGGGAAAAGACGCCUCCCCGCAAGGUUUCCUGCCUAGGUUCCAACAUUUCGCCACGCAGGCCAUCCAUUCGGGCCAGGAACCAGAGCAAUGGACCUCCCGGGCUCUAGUGCCCCCCAUCUCAUUGGCCACCACGUUCAAGCAAGAGGCUCCUGGCCAGCACUUGGGUUUUGACUACAGCCGCUCUGGGAACCCAACCAGGAAUUGCUUGGAAAAAGCAGUGGCGACACUGGAUGGGGCUAAGUACAGUUUGGCCUUUGCUUCAGGUUUAGCAGCCACUGUGACUAUCACGCAUCUCUUAAAAGCAGGAGACCACAUUAUUUGUAUGGAUGAUGGGUAUGGAGGUACAAACAGGUACUUCAUGGAGGUGGCAUCUGAAUUUGGAUUAAAGAUUUCUUUUGUUGAUUGUUCCAAAAUCAAAUUGCUAGAAGCAGCUAUUACACCAGAAACCAAGCUUGUUUGGGUUGAAACCCCCACAAACCCUGUUUUGAAGAUGGUUGACAUUGAAGCCUGUGCACAUACUGUGCACAAAUAUGGAGACAUUAUUUUGGUCGUGGAUAAUACUUUUAUGUCAGCGUAUUUCCAGCGGCCUUUGGCUCUGGGAGCUGAUAUUUGCAUGUAUUCAGCAACAAAAUAUAUGAACGGUCACAGUGAUGUUGUAAUGGGCCUAGUGUCUCUUAAUUCUGAGAGCCUCCAUAGUAAGCUCCGUUUCUUACAAAAUUCUCUUGGAGCAGUUCCAUCUCCUGUUGACUGUUACCUCUGCAAUCGAGGUCUGAAAACUCUGCAAAUCCGAAUGGAAAAGCAUUUCGAAAAUGGAAUGGCAGUUGCUCAGUUUCUGGAAUCUAAUCCCCUCGUAGAAAAGGUUGUUUAUCCUGGGCUGCCCUCUCAUCCUCAGCAUGAGCUGGCAAAGCGUCAGUGCACAGGCUGCCCCGGCAUGGUCACUUUCUAUAUUAAGGGCACUCUGCAGCAUGCUGAGACUUUCUUCAAGAACCUAAAGGUAUUUACUCUGGCUGAGAGCUUGGGAGGAUUCGAAAGUCUUGCUGAGCUUCCGGCAAUCAUGACCCACGCAUCGGUGCCUAAGAGCAACAGAGAUGCCCUUGGAAUUAGUGACACACUGAUUCGUCUGUCUGUGGGCUUAGAGGAUAAAAAAGACCUACUGGACGAUCUGGAUCAGGCUUUGAAGGCAGCACACUCUCCAAAUGCAAGUCGUGGCUAGCAUCCCAGAACUGCUAUUAGAAGUUGCUUCCUGAGAAGAUCAAACCUUCUGAAUAAUUGAAUGGACCAUGAACGAGCCUUUGCAGAAUUUUCAAGUGAAUAUUUUUUUUAUUUUUUAAAGAUUUUAUUUUUUUCCUUUUUCUUCCCAAAGCCCCCCGGUACAUAGUUGUAUAUUCUUCGUUGUGGGUCCUUCUAGUUGUGGCAUGUGGGACGCUGCCUCA